UUGAUGCGCAAUACUCAAAAAGUUAACACCGGCUUAAUAUACAUAUGGCUAUUCUAGUACCUACUGUAGUGUGAUACACCGCGCGGUUAAGUUUUUAUUUAUUUUACAGUGAUUUUUGGAUUACCUUUUUUACAAAAUGUCUUGGUGGACCUCUUUAACCACCAGCUUCAGGAACUUUGGCAACAGAGUGGGAGCCCUAUUCGAACGAAAAAAACGCGACACAUCCGACGAAGCCGAAGCUGUGGGCAGCAAAGUUGAGGAUGUAGCUGAAGAAGCCGUACAAAAAACUGGUGAAAUUAUUAACCAAACCAAACAAAAUAUAGCUCAUGACGCACAAAAAGCAGGUCAAACAAUCGACAACAAGCUUCACGAAGCUGAUCAAAACAUCAACACAACGGCCAAGAAUGUCAAUCAAGCUGCUGAAGCGAAAAAGAAGGAGUUGGAGAAAGGCGCGCAGGAUUUGGGGAGAUCGAUCGACAACAAACUCAAAGAAACCGGCGAAGCUAUCGAUAGAACCGCCCAGAACGCAGCUGACGCGGCUGCGGCAAAGUUGAAUGAAACGGCCGAAGCUGCUGAAGCUAAGAGGAGAGAAGCUGCGCAGGGUGUGCACAACUUUGGGGCCGCCAUCAACGACAAGACCCGCGAAGCUGCCGAAGCGGCCGAAGCUCAGAGACAAGCCGCAGCCAAGGGGUUGCACGAUUUCGGUCAGAACUUGAACAAGAGCAUCCACAAUGCCGGCGAAGCUAUCGACAACAAAGCCAGGGAAGCUGCUAAUGCGGCCGAAGCUAAAAGACAAGCCGCAGCUGAAGGAUUACACAAUUUCGGACAAAAUGUCAACCAAGGGCUUCAUACGGUCGGCGAUAAGGCUAGCGAAGCUGCCAAAGCUGUCGAAGCUCAAAGGCAGGCCGCAGCUCAAGGAUUAUCAAACUUUGGACAAAACGUCAACCAAGGCUUGUACAACGCCAAAGAAAACAUCAACCAAGGUCUUCACAGUGCCGGCGAAGCUAUGAGCGACAAGGCCCGUGAAGCUGCCAACGCCGCUGAAGCUCAAAAGCAAGCAGCUGCUCAAGGUUUACAUAACUUCGGCCAAAGUGUUAACCAAGGUCUGCACAAUGCUGGCGACGCUAUUAGCGAUAAGGCACGUGAAGCUGCCGAUGCAGCUGAAGCUAAAAGACAAGCAGCAGCUCAAGGUUUGUCAAACUUCGGUCAAAAUGUCAACCAAGGUCUCCACAAUGCCGGCGAGGCUUUGAGCGAGAAAGCCAGUGAAGCUGCCAAAGCAGCUGAAGCUAAAAGGCAAGCUGCGGCCGAAGGAUUGCACAACCUUGGACAGAAUGUAAGUCAAGGUUUAAGCAAUGCCAAGGAAAAUAUCAACCAGGGACUAUAUAAUGCUAAAGAAAACCUUAGCGAGAAAGCCAGUGAAGCUGCGAAGGCUGCUGAAGCUAAAAGAAUCGCAGCUGCAGAGGGCUUACAUAACUUUGGACAAAAUGUUAGCCAAGGAUUAAACAACGCCAAGGAAAACGUCAAUCAAGGUCUCCACAGUGCCGGGGAAGCUUUGAGUGAGAAAGCCAGUGAAGCUGCAAAGGCUGCUGAAGCUAAAAGGCUAGCUGCGGCUGAAGGGCUACAUAACUUUGGACAAAACGUCAACCAAGGUCUCCACAGUGCCGGGGAAGCUUUGAGUGAGAAAGCCAGUGAAGCUGCAAAGGCUGCUGAAGCUCAAAGACAAGCUGCCGCUGAAGGGUUACAUAACUUUGGACAAAACGUCAACCAAGGUCUCCACAGUGCCGGGGAAGCUUUGAGUGAGAAAGCCAGUGAAGCUGCAAAGGCUGCUGAAGCUCAAAGACAAGCUGCCGCCCAGGGAUUGCAGAACAUUGGUCAAUCUAUCAACCAGAAGGCACAGGAAACCAGUCAAGCAGUCGAAAGUAAACUCAAGGACACUGGAAGCUACAUUACGAAAAAAUCCAGCGAACUAAAUCAUGGCUUGUUGGAGGCCGAAAAGGCCGCAGAAGAAAAAAUCAGGGGGACCAGUCAGUCAAUAGGGAGUGCAAUCGAUAGUGGUCUUCAUGAAGCCGGCGAUUUUUUGUCGGGGGCUACAAAUAGCCUUUUAAAAGGUCUUGAUAACACCAACAAAAAGGCUCAUGAAGAAAUUGACGAGUCUAGCCAGGUUGCAGCUAACUUAUUUUCCAAGGGUUUAAUGCACAAAUAA
Messenger RNA from Brassicogethes aeneus, 2203 nucleotides. The record is from the annotation of a GenBank genome assembly. Lineage: Eukaryota; Metazoa; Arthropoda; Insecta; Coleoptera; Nitidulidae.